Molecule: messenger RNA, 748 nt
Organism: Schizophyllum commune H4-8
Lineage: Eukaryota; Fungi; Basidiomycota; Agaricomycetes; Agaricales; Schizophyllaceae
Exons: 1
Coding region: 135-662 (175 amino acids)
Source: RefSeq, a predicted model, not a curated record
GGGUUUUCGGGGUAUCCGGCCAUGAUAAGUCUAUAGAGUGAUGUGAAGCGUUGGGGGAGGGAGGGGGAGGGGGAGGCGGGUGAGCAGCCGGCGCGCGAGGAACGCGCUUAUAUAUCCCCGCGACAUCUCCGGUUAUGUUAGCGCGGGCCGCCACCCCGAAUUGCAUUUCUACAUCAUCCGCCGCACCGCUCGCUCCUGGCUCGCUCCAACGAACGCUGCCGCCGGUGGUGCCGCGCACCAGCCAGCGCCCCGUAAAUUUUGCCCCGAGGCGGGGUCGUCAAAGGCGUGGGCGGCGCGCUUUCGUGUCGCUCGUCAUCGUCCCUCCACACCCGCGAGGGUGUGCGGAGGCGGCCCCUGUGGGGGGCGGCGCCGGGGUCGAGGUCCCGCCAGUGUCUGGGGUGGCCGGUGUCGAGCACUUGGCGGUGCCGGCCGCCUCAGUCUGGGCGCGGGGAGAAGAUCUGUCGGCAUCGGAUCCUCUUCCCCAGACCCACCGCGGGGUCAAAAGUCGAACCGUUUUCGAUCCUUAUUUGGCAAUUUUGGGAUGUGGUUCUACAACGGCUACCUCAGGCUGUGGCACGCACGCCUUCUUCUUGAAUGACCAUGGAAAAUGUACCCAUAAUCGAGGUCUACGCUUUUUCAGAUGUCGUACACUUCGUGAUUGAGUGAGGGCCAGCGAAUGUGUGGGCAAGGCCUCUGAAUCUGAUCAACUAUGAAGGCAGCCAAUCCAAGCAGUCUUACGACUUGAUUG